Meloidogyne enterolobii is the source of this 235-nucleotide messenger RNA. The record is from the annotation of a GenBank genome assembly. NCBI's taxonomy places the organism in Eukaryota, Metazoa, Nematoda, Chromadorea, Rhabditida, Meloidogynidae.
UUUUUUAAAACUAAAAAUGUCAACCAAAACUACAAUUUUCUUUAUUUUUGCAAUCUGUCUUUUGGUAAAUCAAGUUUCGUCUGAAAUGCCAACUCUUAAAAAAUGUUGUGCUGCCAAUCUUAGUGAUGCUUGUAAAUGUAUUUCAGCUAAUUAUGACCCGGACUAUAAGCAACAAUGCACGAAAGAUGAAAAAACAGUUAAGUCUUAUGUGAAAAAGGCAUGCAAAAAACACUGA